AUGCCCUUUAUUUCGAAAGAUUGGCGCUCGCCCGGCGAUUCCUGGGUGAAGACUGACGAAGGAUGGGAAAAGCUGAAGGUGCUCGAGUGUGUCAAGCGGAAACGGUGCAUUUCGGAGUGCAGCAAUACUAGUGACACUGAAAAUGAUAAUGAGAAUGGUGACAACGAAGUAGUACCACCACACUGUCACAUUACGCUGAAGUGUACUCGCGAGAUUGCCGGUUUCAAUGGACUUGGCGAGGCGGUUCGACGGCUAGACUUUCGCAGCUCGGUGCGCGAUGGCCGCCGAUUUAACUAUGUGUGCGCCCUGUUGCGUUUGCUCGUGUCCAGCAAAGGAAUCACCAGUCUUCCGGGCGGUGCCCAACGGCUAUUGCUGCAGAUGCUGGAGGAAGUGGCCACGCACGUAAGCGACUCGCAGCAGAACAUUAAUGUGUUGCGUGGUCUGGUACAGCAGCUGCGUGCGCUGCUAAAUCAGGAGAAUCAAAAGUGCUGGGGCAAACCGCUCGGUAGCCAAACGUUGUGGGCUGAGCAUGUGCAAACAAUCCAGCGCAUACAGGAUAUAGCUAGUCAGAUUGAAAUUAAGGAGCCCGGUCCAAACAUUCGUCCAAAACUACACGACCUGCCCGAGGAGUGUGUGCGAGAAAUCAUACUCCGAAUCACCGACUACAAGGACCUGGAAGCUUCUGCUUCCGCAUGGUCGCUAAUGGCGGCCCUCAUCUCCGAACAACGUGUUUGGCGUGAGCUGUCGCACUAUCACUUUACCAAGCAGCAAAUUGAUGUGAUAUUAGAGAAGAUGUGUCUGCAGGAUACGAAGGAGCGGCACCGCAACUGGCAAGCGAUCUAUCACGCCUUGAGAAAAAUGUAUGGAGUACGCGAAGAGUUACAGUAUGCGGAAAUUUUAGCCUUCUGUCGGCUGUGUCGUUGCCUGUUCUGGCCAUCCGCCGGACACCCUUGUAUCGUUGACCAGUGUCCCGACUUUCGGCAACGCGUCCAAGAAGCGGGCAAUAGCAAUAACAACGAAACGCAACCCGUACCGCCGGCAAAGUUUCUGCAAUACUUUUCACUGUAA
Messenger RNA from Anopheles marshallii, 1068 nucleotides. RefSeq names its product F-box only protein 25. The coding region runs from base 1 to 1068 and encodes 355 amino acids. Gene Ontology annotation, molecular function: protein binding. The transcript has 5 exons. Lineage: Eukaryota; Metazoa; Arthropoda; Insecta; Diptera; Culicidae. The record is from RefSeq and is a predicted model, not a curated record. Gene Ontology annotation, cellular component: cytoplasm; nucleus; SCF ubiquitin ligase complex. Gene Ontology annotation, biological process: protein ubiquitination.